CCACCUUUCCUAUAUGUCAGUUCGUCAAAUGUCAGCGCUGCUACAGCUGCCCGUCAACUGUAAGUGUUGUUAUUGUGAAGUGGAAACGUAUCGGUGCAACAACGGUAUAUAUAUACAUAUGUUGUUUAAUUUUUUUCUUCACUUUUGCUAAAAACGCUCGGGCCCGCAUGCCGCCUGUUGCCGAACCCUGGACAAGAGCGACAUACCAUCGAAAACGUACAGAAGAGGGGAGUGUCCCCGUUCCAGCCCUGCACUCUCUUUGCUGUCGUCAUGAACUGCACCUUCUUUUUUUCUAGCAGCGCGCGCAGUGUUGUUCCUGUCCUGCCUGGCUGUUGCUCAGCAACACGAAGGCGUGUCCACCAGCGAUGAUUUAAGCGGUAGGAAACCCUUGCCCGCUGUCACUUUGUCAGUUCAGUCUGUUCUCUAGUCCAUGCAUGGAAGUGGAAUUGCUAAGGAGACGAGGGAAUCCCCCUAUAGUGUCGCCUCACUCCUGAUGAAUUUGCAUCAACGUUAUUACCAAGCUUGUUUUUUAUCGGUCUCAGUCUGCCUGUUCCAUUCGCUGCGUCCACAAGCAUGGCUUGGAGUGAAGUAUAGCGCCACAUCAUCUCGGACUGUCAACCCGUGAAGAAUACACAACUGAUGCUGUACAGCAAACGGUGUAUUUACCAGAAGAAAUUCAUCAGAGGAACCAGGCAACCCACCAAGUGACUUCGACAAUAUGGCAUUGAGCGGGACGCUUUUGCCAUCCAUAUCCACAUUUGCAAGCGGCCCGAAUGUCAAGAAUAAAUCCAUGGGACAUGCGAAUUUAAGAUGGAAGGAGGAUAUCUCCACUGGCAUGACCAAGAAAGAGCCUGAAGAUCUGGACCUGCUAGACUAUGACUUUAUCCUGUCCAACACUAUGCUACAACAGCAGGCUGAGGCCAUGGCAGCAAGCGGGUCCCAGAACCUGUCCCCUUCCCCGGGCUCCUACUCCUCCUACCAGCUCCCCUCUCCCCAGGACUCUGCCCACAGUGACAUGCUGUACACCAUCCCUGACAUCAGCGACGUGUCCCCCUCUGGGGGGUUCGUGGCCGAACUGAUGAGGCCUGAAUUGGACCCAGCAUACCUCCACCCCACCAGCCUCCAUGGCAAGUUUGUGGUGAAGACCACCAUGGAUAUGGCAGAAUACGGCCAAAGCAUUAAUGUGAUUAGUAAGGCCGGUGUUGGUGUCAGUGCUGCCACGGACCCCUCCUCCUUGCCUUUUGUUUGUCAUAUGAUAAAGCAGGAGAACCCCAGCAUGUGCAACAUCACCCAACCCAUGGAUCUCCACCUUGGGGGGGUGAACUCACACUCCCAGCCCAGAACUGGACAGAGGCCUCACCUCGACCCCCACGGUUUCUCCCCAGGGGGGUGUCCCAUGACAGCCAGCAGGUCAGCUUCAUCUCUGUCUCCAGACCACCACCCUUCCAGCCAGGUGUUAUCCCACCCCCAGAUCCCUCUACCUGGCCAGGGCUACCACCACAGCUCUCCGACAAGCUAUUCGCCCUUCCCUCAACAGCCUGGGUCUCUACGGUACCAAGAGCUUAUGACCCCGGGCGGAGACUGUCUACCGGAGGAGCCCAAACCCAAACGCGGCCGGCGCUCCUGGCCCAGGAAGAGAAUCGCAACACACACGUGUGACUACGCCGGCUGUGGGAAAACGUACACCAAGAGCUCCCACCUCAAAGCACAUCACCGAACGCACACAGGAGAGAAGCCUUAUUGCUGUGACUGGGAGGGCUGCGGCUGGAAGUUUGCCCGUUCAGACGAGCUCACACGGCACUACAGGAAACACACGGGGCAUCGCCCCUUCCAGUGUGCCAAGUGUGACAGGGCCUUCUCAAGGUCUGACCACUUGGCUCUACACAUGAAGAGACACCUAUGAGACACUCACUGGACACCGUGGACCAAUACUAAAAUACUAUAAAUAUUAUUAAACAGCGACCUGAACUUGUGACUUACAAAUAAACAUUGCCUUCUAGCCAUCCAUUGUCAAAGCACCAAUACAAGCUAUGUGUUUCCUGGUAGUGUUACACUCUCAAGGGUCCAACCCUAUGACUAAAAGACUGUUCUUUGUCCAUCUAUGGGCUUGUGAUCUGACAAGACCCCUCAGAACAACCUCUUUUGUGGGACAAAACUGGAAUUUCUCAUCUAUUUAUCGACAAAACCUGGAGGACUAGGUGCCAACGUAUGACUGGAAAUGUAUUAGCAGAGAGUUACAGGGACAGCCCUAGCCACUAAGCGACCACCGUUUUUCUUUUAUUGUCUGAAGAUUAUGAUACAUUUUCCUAAAAUGUAAAUUGCCUUUCACAUACUAAUGGGGGAGGAAUCAGAAAGAUCACAUACUAAUGGGGGAGGAAUCAGAAAGCUCACAUACUAAUGGGGGAGGAAUCAGAAAGAUCACAUACUAACGGGGGAGGAAUCAGAAAGAUCACAUACUAACGGGGGAGGAAUCAGAAAGAUCACAUACUAACGGGGGAGGAAUCAGAAAGAUCACAUACUAAUGGGGGAGGAAUCAGAAAGAUCACAUACUAAUGGGGGAGGAAUCAGAAAGAUCACAUACUAACGGGGGAGGAAUCAGAAAGAUCACAUACUAAUGGGGGAGGAAUCAGAAAGAUCACAUACUAAUGGGGAGGAAUCAGAAAGAUCACAUACUAAUGGGGGAGGAAUCAGAAAGAUCACAUACUAAUGGGGGAGGAAUCAGAAAGAUCACUACUGGAAUUAUUUGCAUUAUAAGUCAACUUUCUCAGAGCAAGCUCAACUUGCCCGACUGCUAUAAAUGCCAUACAUUAUCUGUCUUUCAGUAAAAUAAUGGGGAGGAACCAGAAAGAUCAGUUUCAGGCUACUGGAAGUCUUAGCAGUUUGGUUGUUUUCACUGCAAUAAUGGGUCAAACUCAGAGCAGGCUCAACUUGCGCGACUGUUCAGUUCACUUGACCCUGGCCCUUAAUGUCAUUCCCCGUAUCGGUUAUCAGGGAAACAAGAACCUCGGACAGAACACAGACGGAACACAUCCUAGAGGCCUUCUCCAUUCAAUCAGAAACAGUCCAUUUUGUCUUUGUGAAGUUCAUACUGUUCAACAUACUGUAUUAGACAUUUAUAUUUAUAAUACUCUAUUCUUCCAAGCCAUUGCCUUCAGGUACACUUUAAAUGUAUAUGUUACAGGAUGGUGCUCCAAGACUUUACUAUGUUAAAAGGUACCAAAGAAUUUGAAAAAGAAAACCGAUGAGAGUAUAAAAGUGUGGUGGUCUUGUCUGUGAGUUUCCUGGAGAUCUCUUUUCUUCCACAAUUUGACUUUAAUCAGGUGAAUUACUUUGCUCCUCAUUGGUGAUGGCAAUCUCUCAACGCGCUGUGGUCGCAAAGUGCAAUAAUGUUAUAUGAGACAUUCAUAUUAUUUUUUUAAAGAAAUGAGUAACUCUGAACAAAGUUUUUUUUGUUUAUAGACAAAAUAUGUUAUAUAAUCUUGAAUGUUGUACAUUUGUAAAUAAAAUGCUUUUAAAUGUUUUGUAUUGUCUUUUACAACAUAAAGAAUAAAAUAUAUUUGAAAUGAA
Messenger RNA from Oncorhynchus keta (chum salmon), 3567 nucleotides. Its product is annotated as Krueppel-like factor 4. The record is from RefSeq and is a predicted model, not a curated record. Gene Ontology annotation, biological process: regulation of transcription by RNA polymerase II. The coding region runs from base 719 to 1903 and encodes 394 amino acids. Lineage: Eukaryota; Metazoa; Chordata; Actinopteri; Salmoniformes; Salmonidae. Gene Ontology annotation, molecular function: DNA-binding transcription factor activity, RNA polymerase II-specific; RNA polymerase II cis-regulatory region sequence-specific DNA binding. The transcript is spliced from 6 exons.